AUGUACUCGGGUGGACCGCCUGACGAUGAGCUGGUACAUCAUGAUGAUCGAGACGAAGACUUGUACCCUGAGGAUUUUCAUACGGUAUAUAGGGGUCAGCAUGGGAGAUUUAUUAGUAGUCAAGCGAGUCAACCUACUACCACCUCAGUAGAGACAUGGUUGGUGCAGCAGUUGAUGCCAGGUGGUCCUGAGGAUGGGAGUGUUAUCCCUAGUUUUGGUGGUCAUGUGACGUCAUAUAUAUGGGGCGGGCAGGAGCGAGAAGUUUUGCGCGGUUUGAGUAGGAUACAAUUAUGUUCUGCAUUGGUUGAUUGGCGAGUUCGUCUUGCCCAGGAGCACCUCGAGUUGAUUUAUGGCAGUGGUCUGUCUCACUUACCUGGGAUUAUGUAUAAGCGUCUCGACUGGCCGUUGAUUUCUGCUUUUGUUGAGAGAUGGCAUCCAGAUACGAACACAUUUCAUAUGCCAUUUGGGGAGAUCACGAUCAUGCUGCACGAUUUGUACCAUAUUCUUGGGCUUCGUUUUGAUUGUUCCAUGGUUUCCACUACCCCUAGAACAGACACCGUAUGGGACACGUGCUCGGUUACCAUGGAUUUGACUGCGGAUGAGUUGAAUGAGAAGUACGGUACUAAAACCACUUGGCAGGGUAGUGGGGUGCUGACUGAGAGGAUUUUUGGUUCGACUUUGGAGGCACAAAGGCCCUUUAGUGUCCAUGAUACUGCAUACAUGUGGUUAGUACUAGGAGGAUCACUUUUUUUAGACAAGAGUGGUAACCGCACUCAUUAUUCCUUCCUCCACGAGCUUGUUGUUGAAGGUGUUCCGAUUUAUGAGUACUCUUGGGGUUCAGCUACUCUAACGUACCUGUAUCGGCAGUUGGGUACAACAUCACGAAAAGAUACUAAUUCGAUCGCUUGUUGUCUCACGCUUCUGCAAGCGUGA
This is a messenger RNA of Chenopodium quinoa (quinoa), 933 nucleotides long. Its product is annotated as protein MAIN-LIKE 1-like. Gene Ontology annotation, biological process: meristem development; meristem maintenance. The record is from RefSeq and is a predicted model, not a curated record. The transcript has a single exon. The coding region runs from base 1 to 933 and encodes 310 amino acids. NCBI's taxonomy places the organism in Eukaryota, Viridiplantae, Streptophyta, Magnoliopsida, Caryophyllales, Amaranthaceae.